Gastrolobium bilobum is the source of this 778-nucleotide messenger RNA. RefSeq lists its product as uncharacterized. NCBI's taxonomy places the organism in Eukaryota, Viridiplantae, Streptophyta, Magnoliopsida, Fabales, Fabaceae. The transcript has 7 exons. The record is from RefSeq and is a predicted model, not a curated record. The coding region runs from base 49 to 579 and encodes 176 amino acids.
UCCUCAAAUUUAUUUUUUCCUCCUAUUUUUGCGUUGUAGGUGCGAAGCAUGCAAGCUUCAUCGGCGUGUGUAACCAAGGUUCCAGUUGCAGUUCGCGUAAAGGCGCAGCACACAACCGUGAAGAAGCAGUCCAUGGCGGAAACCACCGUUCCUAAGUGGGCCCAGAAGACCAUCACUUUGCCUCCUCUUAAGCGUGGCUGUCAUCUCGUUACUUCCAAGAUAGUGAAAGACAUUGAGCAAGACCUCUCUGGAUUCAGAUGCGGCCUAGCUCAUCUCUUCUUGCAACACACGAGUGCUUCUCUUACCAUCAACGAGAAUUACGACUCUGAUGUCCGCGACGAUACUGAAACCUUCCUUAAUAGGAUAGUUCCCGAGGGAUCAUCUGCGCCUUGGAAGCACACACUAGAGGGCCCAGAUGACAUGCCGGCUCAUAUUAAAUCAUCGAUGUUUGGUUGUGCACUCACGAUACCAAUCACAAAUGGAAAGCUUAACAUGGGAACAUGGCAGGGUAUAUGGCUUUGUGAGCAUCGGGAUGAUCCUACGUCGCGAAGAGUUGUUGUCACUCUUAAUGGAAUGUGAAGUGCUAAGAUCUAUUUGCUUUACUUCACUUUCGAAAGUAUGACCAAGACAAACUCGCACUGGAAUCUGUUAAUGUGCUGUAUAUUUUACCUUUUUGUCGGAUGUAAUUUGAGUACCUUGCUAUGGACGCAACUAUAAAAGUGUUAUGACCAUUUAAUGAGCAUAUGCAUUCCGAGUAAUAAUAAUAAUAAUAAUAAUA